Bathycoccus prasinos is the source of this 3249-nucleotide messenger RNA. RefSeq lists its product with no specific name. The record is from RefSeq and is a predicted model, not a curated record. NCBI's taxonomy places the organism in Eukaryota, Viridiplantae, Chlorophyta, Mamiellophyceae, Mamiellales, Bathycoccaceae. The coding region runs from base 1 to 3249 and encodes 1082 amino acids. The transcript has a single exon.
AUGUAUUGGGAGCAUUUUUUUCCAAACGACAACAAAGUUUCUUCUUUGUCUUCUUCUUCUUCUUCUCGUUUGAGCAAAAAAAAGAAGAAGAAGAAGAAAGUUGUCGUUGUUGUUGUUGUGUUUUCGAAUGUGGGAGUUUUUGAUGGUUGGGCGACCUGGUCGUCGUCGUCGUCAAAGUCGAAUCAUCGAGCGUGGCGUCAAAUCUCUCUCAAAAAACAACAUUUAAAAUUAACGCGGGUCUUUCUUCCUUCACGUUUCCAAAAUUCCAGGGGAAGAACCGGAGUGCAGCUGAAAGAUAAAUGGAGAAAUCUGAUCAAGUUUCAACACUUGCGACGAGGAGAGAUUGAAUCGGCGCCGUAUAAAGCGACGGUUCGCGCGAAGCAAAAUGCAGCCGCGGCGGCGAAAGGAAAUGUUGAUACCACGAAGGCACCAAAGAGUGGUGGAGCGAGCGGGAAAACAGCGAGCGCUAGUAAGAAACGAAACGCGGCUGAUCAAGGUGGUAACAUCGCGAAGAAGAAAGGGAAGACCAACGCUUCCGGCUUCAAGAAAGGAACAAAUAGCAGCGACUUGAUGGAUACGUUUCAAAAAGGUCCAAAAGGGAAAAGGAGUAAACUAACAAAAGGAGGGAGAUUUGGCAAAGGCGCGGAUGGCGCCGAUGCGAGGAAUAUUAUCGAUGCUAACACGAAUCUCGAUCAUUUGAGUAACGGAGGCGAAGGUAUCGGUCGAUCAAUCUCGCCGGCGUUGCCGCCAAAGAAACAAGCUUUCAAGCAACAAAAGAAGAAAAUGAAGCUUUUAGCGGAAGCGCGAAAGAAAGCGGGAACUCCAGAUGCGAAAGCGAGAGCGUUGCACGCGCCAUCGAACGCUCCACCAAGAAAGCGGGUCGCCGCCGCGUGGGCCGCCGGUAUAUCCGACGUCAAUCAAAUAGGGAGCGGAGGACUUUUGAACUCGAACAUCAAUAGUUUAGAUGAAGAUGAACAAGAUAUUGUAGGAGCACAUUUAGGACACGUGACGUUUGAUAUCGAUGAAGAUGAAGAUGCGCAUCACUUAGCUACCACUUCUGGAAGAGGUCAGAAUAACAAGGAUGGCGGCGCUGCUUCUUCAGCGAGCAUGGCUCGAUUUACAGAGGAGAUGGAAAGGGAAAUCGAGCAGACGAAGGAGCGCAGAGCGCAAAUGGUUAGAGACGUGGAGUAUUCCGAGAGAGAAUUGGCUCGAUUAAAGUCGCUCGUCGAGGAAGCAGAAAAAGUGUAUUCGGAAGCUCGCCUGAAAGCACAGGAGACGCUUCAACAGGCGCAGAAAGAAAUUGCUGAAAAGCGUAGAAAACAAUCCAUGGAGUCUUUGGAAGAGCAGAAAAAAGCAGCGGCAUCCGAUGGCGAAUUAUUAGAAGAAGAAGAAAAGAAAGCUAACAGCAACAGCGACAACAACAACAAGAAUGACAAAAAGAGCGACGAUGACGAUAACGAUGGAAAAGAUGGUCAUAAAUCGAAGGGGGCUACAACGAGGAAAUCACUCGAGGCGUCAAAGCAACCCAAAUCCGCGACGACCGAAAAUAUAAAGGUUGACGAUGAUGAGGACGAGCCAUCGAACGAAGACGUGAGUCCAAAGUCUGUUCCAAAUUUGAACGAUGUUGAAGAUGUCGAAGUUGACGAUGCCGAGUGGGACAAGUACUUGGCGUUUGGAGGAGAUAACGCUAAUGAAGAAGACGACGAAGACAUGUCCGAGAUGCAACGGGCUGCGCAGAUCGCUUCAGAUGAAAAGAAAAGAAAAAACUACGCCACCGACUCUGAGAUGAAUAAAGCACCAAAAUCUCCCAGGCUUAGGAGCCAAGCCGGGAGUGCGGGUAACUCAGACAAGGAUGCUGCUACGAAAACGGCUACACCGACUAUGGCUAUUACGAAGGCUCUAGAACAAAACCGACGACAACAACAACAACAAUAUCAAUUCAUUCCGUCAGAUCCAAACGGACAUUACGAUACGGACGAUUCGGAUGAUGAUCUCAGCAGCGAUGAGUCAGAUGAGGAAGAACUCGAUGAGGAGCAACUUGUUGCAAAAGCAGCUUGGGAGAAGGCACAAACUGCGUUAGCGAGAGCGGGAUUGCCGCCGAUGCAAGAGAUCGAGAACGUAUUACUGCAAGAACUAAAGAGACUCGAACAAGCAAAUACAAAAUUAGUGCAUGCUCGACUUGCUUUGGAAGCUUGUGAUUCUGAACUUUCCGAGCUCUUUGCCAGAGCGGAAGCUAGGAAAGCUGGUGUGUAUAACGAAGACGACGACGACGAUUUGCGUGAGCAGACAACAAAUACGGGAUCUUUACCGAGCGAUCUUCAGAACAUUCACACAGAUGACGAGGACGACGACGAUUUGCAAGUUGUAGGCAAGAAGAGAAAGAAUGCGCGUGAUGAAGAUGACGACAACGAUGAUGACGACGACGACGACGACGACGACGACGACGACAACGACGAUGAUGAUGAUGAUGACGGGGAAGGAGAAGAAGAAGAGAAAAUGAAAAAAUCGACUCGAUCUGGUGGCGCCAAGAACUCCGCGGAAAGAGACAACGCAAACACGAGAAAGAACCUGAGAUCAAAAGAUGGGAACGAGAAGAAAGAAGAAAGUGGUGCUGCUGUUGAAAAAAAGGAUGGGAAAAAAAAAUCUGACGAUGGUGAAGAAGGUGAAGAAAAUGAAGAGGAUAAAAAUGUCGGAAAGCAAAAAGCGACGGCUAAGAAUGCGAAUAAUAGCAAAAGCAAGCAACAAGCGGAUCAAAAAGACUCGAAGAAAAAGAGCAGCGGUAGCGGCCAGAAGAGUUCUGGUGGUGGCGGAUCUGGACGAGGUGGAUCUGGCUUUCGCUCUGUUUCGGAAGAUCGACGUUUCGGAAUCUACGAUGCUCGACGUUAUCGUUCGGUUGAAGAAAAUGAUAGAAAUGCACAAAUGAGCGGAGAGAAGAUCAACUUCGGACUCGGCGGCUCCAACGCUGCGGCUGCCAAUAAUGCGCAGAACAGCGCCGGUGUUAGUAAUAGCGAUGAAUCUGGUGAGAAGAAUCGAAAACCUGGCAAAGAGAAAGGAAAAGGCACCGGUGGUCAGCAGUCAAAAAAACAAGGCGUUGGGCGAGGUGGUGGAAGUGCCAACGCUAGAGCGAGUUCUUACAAAGAGAGCGCGAUGGCGUUUGCAGCGGCGCAUUGGCCACAGCAACUGAAAAAACGCAGAGAUAACAAAGCUAGAAAGAAGCGGGUCAAGAUUGGAAAAUCUUUGUGGGAGUAA